UUCCUUUCUUUUUUUUUUUUUUUUUUUCUUGGGGGGAGGGUUAUUGUGUGUGGCUAUGUAGAAUAUAAAUCAUGCGGAACCUCUUCUUGGCUAAUCCUCCAUUGGGUUCUUUCGUCUCUCUCUCUGUAUCUCCGGCCUAACCUUUGCCUAAUUCUCGACCUUAAUUAUUUGUUUUUGUGUGUGAAUACUGAUUUAUACUUUUCGGCAAGAAUCAUCCUUUGGAGGAGCGCUGUACAGCUUAGCUUAAGAAAUUGAAGCAAAAGAUGAAUCACUGUGCGAUCCAACAGAACGCCUUCGCAGGCCGUGAGGAGAUGCGAAGAGAACACGUGAUUUGUCCCAAACCUCGCCGUCUCGGUGUCUGGAAUGCCACCGUAAACGACCACCCUAUCAGAUCCCUUAGAUGGCACCUCAGCCACCAGGUGGAGCUAUGUGAUUCAAAAGCUGGGACUGAUCUUUUGGAUAUCAUCCUCACAAAGGGUGGUGGUUGUGGUGUGGAACAAGCUCCGCCACAGGUAGCCUCGUCGCCCCCAUUUUUUUGCGGGUCGCCGCCGAGCAGAGUAGCUAACCCAUUAAUUCAAGACGCUCGAUUCGGGGAUGAGAAGCUCAUCCCACAGUCACCGUUGUCCCCAAUUCCACAAGCAUCGGGCUCGUCAUCGUCAUCGUCCUCGUCUGCGAGGAAAGGAAGCUGUGUUCGGGCCAGUUACGGGAACAAACCAUCGGUGAGGAUCGAGGGGUUCGAUUGCAGGGAUAGGCGAAGUUGCAGCAUCCCUGCCCUUGCUUAGAACCCAAGUUAAACCAACAAGAGUGAGUACAUAGUAAUGAAGCAGCAAAACAAAAGUUACACAGAAGUUAAUUGCAUGAGAUGAAUUUUGAAAUUCUCAUAGAGGGAAAGAGGUAAAUCCUUUUGCAUUGGUGUAAAUAUGUUUAAAAGGGUCUUGUGUAAAUUUUAGUGUAAGCGUCUUUGUAAGUAGAUGAAAUGUUAACCAAAUAAUGGAAGAGGGGUUCUUCGGUGUUGGAGGGUUGGUUUGGGUUGGGCAAACAAUCUGUGACCACCCUCUUUUCUUGUAAGUAAAAGAGUCGGAUUUUCUAUUUUCAUUUUGCUUUUUCUUUUUCUUUUUCUUUUUCUUUUUUGGGGUCUUUGAAAUUGAAGUUUCAUUGAGCGGCUUAUGAAGGAAAACCUGUACAAAACGAAGUUGCUAUUACUAGAAUCUGUAAAGACUUUUUGUUA
Messenger RNA from Corylus avellana, 1228 nucleotides. Its product is annotated as translocase subunit seca. The record is from RefSeq and is a predicted model, not a curated record. Lineage: Eukaryota; Viridiplantae; Streptophyta; Magnoliopsida; Fagales; Betulaceae.